This is a messenger RNA of Danaus chrysippus (African queen), 1032 nucleotides long. The record is from the annotation of a GenBank genome assembly. Lineage: Eukaryota; Metazoa; Arthropoda; Insecta; Lepidoptera; Nymphalidae.
AUGGCUACAGAUCCGAUAAACCAAGACGAUUUGGAAACUGUGGAAGAGGAUAUUGACCCUAUUUUGGAUAUUAUUGAUUACUUAGUGAGAUGCUCUAACAUAAGAUUCAAAAAUUCUCAUUCUAAUACUACUGAGGUACAUACUAAUGAAAAUAUUAGUGCUGCAUAUGACUUGUAUAAAAAAUCACCGACGCUUUUCUUGAUGCAAUUUGGAAAAUAUCUUUCACCUAAUCAUCUUAAAUAUUUUGAGAAUGUGGAUCACAAUUAUAAAAAUUCGAAAUUCAAACAAUGCUUAGACGACCUCAAAAUAUAUCACUCAACUGAGUGCAGUAGCAGAAGAAUAAGAAACAGACGGUAUAAAGCAAUGCAAAGAAUGAAAGUUGAUUCAGAUUAUUUCAGUGAAAAACAAAUGAUGUACCGCAAUCCACUACUAUACGAGCAACUGGUCGGACAGUUUCUGACAGAUGAGGAAAUUAAGGAAAGGGAUGCCGUCGAUAGUGAAAAUCUUACAUUCCUUGGCAUGAUACUGGAUACAGUCGACAGAAAUGAAAUGAGAGAAAUCAAAAACAAACAAAUGUUAAUGGAUGAGGAUAAUUGCUCCGAGCAGACAAAUGAUUCAGUCGAAGAUGAUUCGGAUGAUGUAAAUGAAAAUGAGAACAAACAUUGGGGUGGCUUUGAUAUCCCAGACACAAAACCAGAGCCCAAACCACAAGAGCAACCACAAUCUAUGAUCAAUGCGAACGAAAGAAAUUUAUUAAGAGAGGAAUUUCUACAGGAAAUGUACAGCAGCUUUAUUGAAGGGAGGGAUAUUAAUUUUGAUUACAAUAGCGUCGAUCACAAUGAAGAAUAUGAUGACUUGGAUCAAAUAUCCCAAGAUGCCGAAGACAAAUAUUUUGAUUCCGAGGACAACAAUGUUACAACACUAGAAGAACAUAUGGCCCUUGUACAUGAGUAUGGAAGGAAGAAUUCAAGUGACAGUGGGAAUGAUCCUUUAGAUGUGUUUAUGCAACACAUAUCAAAUAAACUGCAAUAG